GAAAAUCAUUUGACAACGCUAGUUUGCGAUAUGAGAGAACUAUGGCUUCCUCCUUGAUUAAGUGGUUAAGAGGAUUAUAUGUUUUUUUCUUAACAUGUCUCCUGUCCGUCCUUGCUUUUUUGAAUUUAGAAGAAUUAAAUGAAAUGAAAUAUGGGAUACAGAUUCUGCCCGAUCCUGUUAUUAUGGGACAGAUGGAAGAUGUGAUGUUGGUCUCUAACAAAUACAAGCAGCUGUAUGAGUGUCGUUUGCCAGCUCAGGCAAUGCGUUUCCAUCAGGACCCGGUGUCAGAACCUGAUGUUCAAGGCUACAGUGGCCUAGGAGUCCCUGAUCUCCUCAAGCCCAUGCAAACCGCACCAUGCCUGGUUAAGACCAAAGACUGGUGGACUUACGAGUUCUGCUAUGGCCAGCACAUCAGGCAAUACCACUUAGAAGAUUCUGAGAUCAAGGGAGAUGUGCUCUUUUUGGGAUAUUAUGAUUCUGAGUUUGACUGGACCAAUGAAACUGCCAAGGCAUCUAAGCAGCAUAAGCUGAAGAGGUAUCAUAGUCAGUCAUAUGUCAAUGGCUCUAAAUGUGACUUGAACGGGAAUCCCAGAGAGACAGAAGUCAGAUUUGUGUGCGAAGAGGGCUCUAGUGACUAUAUCGCAAGGGUCGAUGAACCUCAGUCCUGCCGCUACGUCUUAACAGUACACACCUCUCGCACAUGCCAGCAUCCCCUCCUGCGCCCACCUUCCACUGCCAAACCACAAGGCAUUGUGUGCCAACCUGCUCUCAGUGCCCAGCAGUAUAUGGACUAUGUCAAUGCUCAAGUCUCUGACACUAAACGUAAAGUGGAGCAGAUCUCGGAGGAGCUCAAGAACCUGGAUGAAAUUCUGUCCAAGGAUGACAAGAACAAGGGAUUGCAGGACGACAAAACCGAUGAGGAACCUGUUGUCCAUUCAGAUGAGCCUCCACUUUCAGAGUCAGAAACAAAAGAGGAUGAAGUAGCUGAGGGGGGCCUAGUGAGAGAAGAGCCAGAGGACAAGGACUUCUGGGAGGGAGUUACCAAACCAGCAAGCACAGAGUCAAGCACUGACUCAGAGGAGCCUCAGGACAGCCAAUUACAUGAAAAUGACAUAUUUGGAGAGGAAAAAUUUAAUUUUAAAAUCAUCACAGACCCUGCAGACCUCAUGAAAUUUGUACAACAUCUCAGAGAGAGCAACCAAAAAAACAGGAAAGCUGAGCUGGAAAAAGAGAUCCAGCAGUCAUCUCAGAAAAAAGAGGAGCAGGAGGAGGAGAAAAGAGAGGAGAGGGCAGCAGGAAGGGAGGUGGAGGAAGAGGAAGGGGAUGAGGAUGAAACAUUGCUGCAGGAAUUUGAAGAUGAGAUGGCAGAUCAGUCCGUUCCCUCCUCCAAGAUAGAAGAGAUAAAAGAAGAGAUGCAGAAAGAGUUUGACAACAUCAUAGAGGAAGCUCAGCAGGAGUUAGAGAAUGAAGGUCUUAAGGGCGAGUUUGAUCGCUCUCAGGCUACGCAAACUCUAGAAAACACACUGGGGAAACUUCUGGACCGUCUUGAAGACAAGACUGGACAUGAGAGUCAACUAGAAACAGAAAAAAAUACAGAAAUGCAUAAAAGCACACACACACAGCAUAAGACAGAGGGAGGCCCUUCUGCUGGCAGCCCAAACCUGGUUCCCAAAACACCAGCCCAAGCGGGCAGCAGUGGCGAGCAGGUAAAAGUCAGGGUGACUAAAUAUAAGGUGGGUGGAGGUGUGGCUGCAGGAGCGGUUACCGGGGGCAACGAUGAUGAUGAUGGUGGUGAGGGGGGUGUGAAGGUGAAGGAACUGGGCGAGGGCGACCCCCAGUGGCAGCAGAUUCAGGAAGUGGUCAAAGAGCAGCUAGAGAGAGCCGGCAUCAAGGCCGAAGGAAAGAUUGAGGUGAAGAUUUUAACCCGUAAAACAGCAGAGGAAGCAGGAGACCAGUGGCUCACUGAGGAGGAUACAAAAUCAUUUAGAGAGCUUCUCAUCAACCUUCUGACGGGAGGUACAGAAGAAGUAUACAAAGAGCAGAAGAGACAGCAAGAUUUGGAGAAUAACUACAAAUUUGUCUGGGGAGAAAAACAGGAAGAGAACCAGUCCACAGGAAACAGUGAUUCUGAUGAAACAGACUUUUGACUCUUUUCCUCUUCUCUCAAGCAGUUAACCUGAAGAAGGGCAUCCAGCGUUCUCUGAACUAUAAACUGCCUGGUCGUCACAUGCAUCAAAACCAAACUGCUCUCUUAGACCAUUUAAGUCAUUUGAACCCUGUGAGGGAUUCAGUCCACUGCCGUGAAUUCCUAUUUUCCUGAAUGGGCAUCUGUGAGUGGUUUAUAUUCUUGCCUGAUUUCAAUCUUGGAAUUAUUUUUUUUUUAACAAAUAUACAAAUAUACACAUUUCAUUUGUGUUGUGCUUUAUGUCUGUGUGUGACACAGACCAUUCUCCUCUCUCACAUGCAGACAAACCAUCAGUUAGUAUGCAUGUCAAAGUUUGUUUUGCAAAGACAGUCUGAACCAACAUGUUCUCAUCCUUGGACAAACAGUGAUUUUGUUUGUCUUGGUUGCUCUUGAAAGUCAGAAAAUCUGGAUUCAGUACAGUAUGGCGGUGGAGCUUGAUGCAGAUUGAAUGAAUGAUGAGUCACUGUAAUGCAAAUUGAAGCAGUGUCCUACCAGUGUUUUCUUCUGGCGCUUAAUUCAUAUGUUGUGUUUUGUUUUUAAUAUUGUUGGCCACUGGUUCACAACUGUGGCAAACAUCUACAGCUAUUCAACCAAUCCUGAGCCUGGCCCUGCCCUAAGCAAAUUAUUCAGUGUACUGCUUCAGUUUGGUCUUAAUUCUUAGUUUAGAACUUGGGACAAAAACUGUUGCCAAACAUUGGGAAUCUACUGCAUUUAGCCACUGCUUCCAUGUUGCCAGCAGACAAGGGCUGUCUUUGUUGUAAAUGUUUUGAAUGAUCAUCAUACUUUGGUCGAUUGUAAAUAAUGUUGCUACAGCAUUUGAUUUGUUUAUUGAUAAUUUAAGGCAUACUUUCAAUUUAAAGCUUCUGUAAGCAAUUAAGUAAAAAAAAAAAACAUGCCACUGAAAUAUGUCUUGAGACAUCACACUGUCUCUGUGAGAGCCCCUGUGGUUGGCAAACAGUAAAUUAAAGUAGAAGAAAAAAUCUGACGGCGGCCCAAUCAGAGAACCUAGUAGCGGAUCUCUGUUAGUGGUGUAUGUUUGGGGCGGAACUACUUGUUUGUCCAAACAAUUGGACGCUCAGAAAAAUCACUUACAGUAGCUUUGGGUUUUUAAAGGUCACCCCAGCAAACACAACGUUCCCCUACCGUUAGUUUUUGGUUCCCUUUUUUUUUUUUACCCAAAUACUACAUUCUGGGAACCAAAAAUUGUUAGCUGGGCCACAAGAUACGAGAUUUUUGUACUACUAAAGAAAAGUUUAAUCUCAGAAACCUGUUGAAAAUACAUUGCAAAUUCUUGUGUGAAAGAUGACUGAACAAUAAAAUGUACGAUAUGC
Sinocyclocheilus anshuiensis is the source of this 3516-nucleotide messenger RNA. Its product is annotated as protein OS-9-like. Bases 42 to 2147 code for a protein of 701 amino acids. Gene Ontology annotation, cellular component: endoplasmic reticulum lumen. Lineage: Eukaryota; Metazoa; Chordata; Actinopteri; Cypriniformes; Cyprinidae. Gene Ontology annotation, biological process: ERAD pathway; retrograde protein transport, ER to cytosol; endoplasmic reticulum unfolded protein response. The record is from RefSeq and is a predicted model, not a curated record. The transcript has 15 exons.